AUGGCUGUUCUAUCACGUUUAGCCGCUUGGUGGAAUAUACCUACCUUAACAACUAAUUGUUAUGAAACUGUUCAUACAUGGCAUCCUGAUUGUCAUAAAGCAAUAUUGGUUGCUAUGCCGGAUGGAUUGAAAUUCUCCCUCAAGACUUAUAUACCAUUCUAUUUAAUUGGAGCUCUGUUAGCGUUACGAAAAUCAAAAAAGUUUGAUUUCAAGAGAUAUGCCAGAGAUGUUGUUCAAUCAUCAGCUUUCUUAAUGGUUAACCUGUGUCUCUAUUUGUGGUUCAUUUGCCGUUUGAGACAUCUUUUUGGAAUGUUCACUCCUUUCACUUUGGGAGGACUCAGUAGCAUACUUGCUAGUUUCAUAGCCAUUUUUGUGGAGAAGCCUACUCGUCGACCAGGACUUGCAUUAUAUCUUCUUAACUUGGCAUCUGAAACCUUUUACCGUCAUUUGUGUAUCCAAGGAUCAGCUGUUGCUAUCAAAUACGGUCAAUGUAUUCCGUUUGCUGCUGGUUUAGCUAUUUUCAUGGUUUUGUUCUCGAAAAACAUGUUGAGCAAACCUAUGCUGGAUUUCUUUAAACUUACACACGGAAUCAACAAGAAAAGUGAAAAUCUGGAGAAGCUUCCAGUUCCUAUCAGUUUCAAAGCUUUCUUAACUAAUUUAAGGAAAGAAGGCUCAAAAACUGAGCAUUGUGAGCAUGAAAACUCGUGUGCUAGCAAUAUCAUGGAGAACUUUGUGCGAAAUUAUGUGUUAGGCUACGGAUUAUCAACAGCGCUCACAGUAAUAGGUGGAUUUCCAAAGCUUAUAACGAACCCACAAGCAAUCAUUCGGAAAAUGUUUUCCCUGAGAUUCCAGAAGUUACCUGCAUUCUUAGCUCUUCUUCCAUUACUUUUCCACAGUGUUCGCUGUUCAAUGAAUCGACUGAACAUCGGUAACAGAACAAUCAAAAACGUAUCUGCCGGUAUGGUUUCGUCAUUGGCUAUGAUCAUCUAUCCUAACAACACAGUAGCUAUGUACACAUUCUGGAAAGCAGUUGAGAUUGUUUAUUAUGAGCUUGUAUCUCGUGGAUGGGCUCCCAACAUCAAGUAUGGAGAUAUUAUUCUGUACAGUCUGUCCACUGGUUAUGUAUUAUGGAUGUCAACCAUUCAACCUCAUUCUAUAAGAGCGAGCUAUUUGCAUUUCUUACAUGGGCUCACUGGACAAAGGCUCCGACUAUUCAAUCGCACUUUGAUAUCUCAUUUCGGCUAUCGCUCUCAGGAAGCUUAUAACUAUGUUCCCAAACUGCUUACUCAAUACACAACCCUCAAUCCAGCAAUUUAUCAACCGACACUUCCAUGCUUGAGUGAAUAA
Auanema sp. JU1783 is the source of this 1347-nucleotide messenger RNA. Lineage: Eukaryota; Metazoa; Nematoda; Chromadorea; Rhabditida; Rhabditidae. The record is from the annotation of a GenBank genome assembly.